Molecule: messenger RNA, 1780 nt
Organism: Paramecium sonneborni
Lineage: Eukaryota; Ciliophora; Oligohymenophorea; Peniculida; Parameciidae
Source: the annotation of a GenBank genome assembly
AUGGAAGAUUAAAGAGGUCUUUCACCAUAAACUUCAAAAUCAUCAUCUCAUUAGAAUCAAAUCCCAAGAUCUAAAGAAUUUCAACUUGAUUUUUUUAUCUAAAAGAAGUUUAUUUCUGAUAAUUUUAAAUAAAUAUUAGAGGAUGCAUAAGUACAAUAUAAAAUGUAAAUAAGCAAAAAUAUUCAAUUAAAUCUAUCCAUGUUAGUCCGAAAUAUUAAAUACCAGAGUUAGAAGGUCAAGCAUUUACAAUAGAUGAUCCUGGAGAAAAUAAAAUGAAUGCAAAAUGUGAUGCUGCUCUCUAUAUACUUCAAUAAUUGUAUGAGAGAAACACUUAAUAAUUAAAUAUCAUUCUCUUAAUUCCAGAAGGUAUUUUUUAUAUUGAUCUAAGGAAUUGUAUCAUUUUUAAUAGGAUCUAAAGGAUCAUAGCUGGCAAAAAUAAUUGAAGAAACAAAGGCUAAAAUAACAGUAAAUCAACCUAUACUCAAUUACUCUCCUAGAACUGUUAAAAUUAUUGGUGAUUAAACGACCAUUAAUUGUGCUAUUAAGGCUAUAACUAAAAAAAUGUAGGAGAGAGGGAUAUCUUAAGAAGAUUAUAAGAAAUUUCCUGAAGCUUUUAAUCCAUAAAAAGUUACUGCUAAAGUAAUUACUCAAACAAAUAAUGUAGGCGAAACUUAUUUUCUAAUCUUAAAUUGCAAAUUUCAUUUUGAAAUAUAAAAAUGAUUUAGAAACUAAAUAAAAUGUCUAAAUUAAAACUAAGGAUAGUAAUGACAUUAGACUCACUGUAAAAUAAUUUUAUUAAUCUUUAUAAUAGCAAAUGUGCAAACUUAAAAGAGAUGAUAAAAUAAUUUAAUUUUAAGGUUCUUUAUCCAAUGUAUAAGAUGCAUUGUCAUCUCAAAUUAGAAGGAUUAAUGAUCAUUUUAAACAAUUAGAAUUAGAAAUCAAAAUAGUUAUGCCAGCUAGUUAUGCUUCAAAAUUGAUAGGAGCUAGUAUCUAUUAUUUAUUAUUUUUUAGAGGGUUGUUAAAUUAGAGAAUUAGCUACUAAAUCAAAAGGGGCUUAAAUUAAAGUCUUAUCAGAUAAAGAUGAAACUGAUCAUGAUUAUAGUAUAUUGAUUUUAUUCAUUUUUAGAUUGUAUUGUAUAAAUUGCAGGCACUCUAUAAAGUAAACAAGAUGCUAGUAAAUUAAUACUAUAAUAAAUUGAAUGUUUUAAAAAUGGAGGACCAGUAUUUUUAUUAUAUUUUAUAAUAGAUUAUGGAAAGUGGUAAAUUUUUAAAUGAUGAAAAUUUUUAUUAAACUUCUUAAUAAUCAAAUAAUUAUGAAGAACACAAAGUUAAGAGGUUUAUAUAUUUUUACAUUCGUUUAUUAGAUAUAAAGCUAGUUCCAUAUCUGAAAGAAAUUCACGAUCAAGAUCAUAAUCAAGAAGAAAGCAUAAACAUUAAAGAAAAAGAUCAAAUGAAAGAAGAUCUGUAUCAUCGAGGUAUUUUAAAUAAACUUAAUUUUACAUUUUAGUUUCUCCAAAAGAAGAGAAAGUCCUAAUAUCUUAUCUACUAAAAUAAUUGUUUCUAAUGAAGUUAUGGAUAUUUUAGAAACAUAUUAUAAAUUAGCUCAAUAUAAAGAGUAAUAUAAAGUAGAAAUCUAAGUUGAUGACUCGGUAAUUAUCAAAUCUAAUAAAAUUAGAGAAGAAACUCUGAAUCUUAAUUGAGAAUAAAAGGAAAAUUAAAAGAUUGUUUAUAUGUUAUAGAAGAAAUUUUGUAUGAGCAAUAAAAACUCCUAAGAAAAUGA